Solanum lycopersicum (tomato) is the source of this 2114-nucleotide messenger RNA. NCBI's taxonomy places the organism in Eukaryota, Viridiplantae, Streptophyta, Magnoliopsida, Solanales, Solanaceae. The record is from RefSeq and is a predicted model, not a curated record.
CAGUCAGUACUAGUUACGCGCUUAGCUUUUUUCUUGAAUUCCAGGUUCUUUUUUGCUUCUUGUUUUCUUUUCCAACACAAAACUAUUUGAUGUAAGUGUGAUCACUUGAUGUAUGCUCAAUGCUGGUUCAAUGUUCUGUGUUUUUGUUCUUGUUCUUGUUAAUGGUUAAUCUUUUUUUUUCGUUUUUCACGGAGAUUUGGGCUUCAUUGUUGUUUUUCAUUGUGAUUUUGGUCCUUUUUUGGUAAUUCUCGAAAAUAUAAUAUUUGUUCUUUGAGCUUUCUGGAAUCAAGGUUAGUUUAUCUUUGGAUUUUGCUAGAUUCUGUCUGUGUUUCAUCUGCAGAUGUGGUUUGAUGCUGUUUUUUCAUUGUUUAUGUGGUCAUCAGGAGCUAAUCGUUAGAAAAAUCUCUUCUUUGUAUCUGAUGCUCUUAAUUACAAUCAUUUCUGUUUGUUCAACCGGUUCCUAAAUUGUAGCAGAACUUAGGAGAGGAUUAUGUUUGCUCAUGACUCUUCCUGUCCGUUCAAAUUAGUAGUCAUGCUAUUGCCCCUGUUGUUUCUUGUCCUUCGAUUUUCAGUACUAUCUAUUAUUUCUUGUACCUCUGCUACUCUUGUUAUUUUUCCGAAAUGAUUGUUACCUAAAAUGUUUGUUUAUGUUUCUGGAUGAGUGUGUUAAGAACUGGACUGUUUUCGAUUAAUCCAAACUGUUUCUCUGUGGCAUCAGGAUGGAUACAGAUAAUCAUGUAUUUAUAUCGUGGGAAGAGCACGUUGUUUCUCAGGGGAAGGGACGUCGUGUUGUUCACUACUACUUGAAGGAUACCUCAGGGGAGUUACUCCUUGUUGUGGUGGGUACUGAAAGAAGUACAAGGCACAUACUAUAUGUUGUCUCAGAGGAUUAUUUGGAUGCUUUUGGGCAUACAAGUACCGUAAAUUCUGACACGAAGUGGCGUACAAAAAAAGAGGUAGAGGAAUGGCUGACGUUUUUGAUUUCAAAGCAUCACCGAUCACCACCAAUUUCAGAUACCCCAAGAAGUGAAAAGAGAAGAAGUGCUUUAACGGCUGGGCACAUAUCUGAUGAGGUCUCAAAAAAUAUAACCCGAGAAGAUCCUUCAGCGCAAAGAUCUAGUGGGAGUAGAAGUGUCGAUGUGAGUAGCCAUUCUGGUAUCAGAAAGUCAAUUCCUGGUAACCAGAUAUCAAAAUCCAAACCACCAACUUACCCAAAGUUGAAAAUAAAAUUUCCAAGUGUAAGACCGAUUGGAAUUCAGCUUGUUGAGCCUCAAAAUAAGUUGUCUUUUGAAGUUGAUGACAACUUAGAGGUUCUUUGCAAUGAUAGUGGCAUGAGAGGCUGCUGGUUUAGGUGUAAGGUCUUACGGGUAUCUCAAAAACGUCUAAAAGUUCAAUAUGAUGACAUCCAGGAUGGUGAUGGUCCUGAAAAGCUCGAGGAAUGGAUUCCUUCCUACAGAGUCGCAGUCUCUGAUAAAUUGGGCAUGAGAUCUACAGGACGCCUCACAGUUAGGCCCCGACCUCUGGUGGAUUCUUCUGACUAUUCUUUUGAAGUAGGAGCUGCAGUUGACGCUUGGUGGUCUGACGGAUGGUGGGAAGGUGUUGUUGCUGGAUGUGAUGUCCAUGGAAGCGAUCAGCUUCAGGUUUACUUCCCUGGCGAGAACAUAUUACUGGAGACUGAAAGGAAGAAUGUGAGGACCUCAAGAGACUGGGUUGAUGACAAAUGGGUUGAAGUUGAGGGAAAGAAAGACAUAAAGUCAUUCAUAAACUUGAGUUCAACUUAUGUAUCCACGCGCAGUAUCAAAGAGCCUUGUGGCACCUGAAGACAACAAAAUGGCAUCAACUUCUAAACACUCAGCGGAGAUGCAAGACACUGAUGUGCUUAAACUGAAAAAGCAAUGGUGUAUUGAUUUUCUUGAAGAAAGUAUUGUCAUGCUGCAGCCUACAGGACUUGCAACACUUGACAUUGGAAUUGUAAUGUAUGGGGAUCUUAUAUCAAAUUUCAUGUAUUGUUUGAGAAUUAUUUAACCAAAGUUGUUAGCUUCAUUAUUGAUAUAACUUCAUUGGUUUGUAGAUUGUUGUUUUACUACAUUGCUAUGGUUAUUGUCACAAUCGAA